UGUGAAUACAGGCUCAUCACUUGACAGCAGUGUUUAUCAGUGUGAGCCAGCUGUCACACUCGCUAUACUCUUCUUCUAAAAAUCAGCCAGAAGAAGGAAAUUCGUCUCCAGCGAACGUCUAGAAACAAAGUUUGGUAACCAUGACGACGUACCUGCUCCUGUGUCUUCUCUUACUCGGAGGUCACAGGUCAUUGGCGUGCCCCCACCCUUGCUCCUGUCAGGGACGUCGGGUGAACUGCAGCGGCAGGUCUCUCACUUCCGGCUCCAUGCCCCCCAGUUUCCCGACAGGAACCACCGAGCUGCGUCUCCAUGACAACCUGCUGAGCACCCUCCCCAACGGGCUGCUGGACGACCUGACUUCCCUGCGCUCCGUCUCCCUCCACGGCAAUCCCUGGAUAUGUGACUGCGGCAUCCUCUACCUGCGAGCCUGGCUGAGACGUCAGACCACCGACGUCGCGUCCUACCUGGGGGCGAACUGCAGUUCUCCUCCCAGCCUGAGGGGGCGCUCUGUGGUGUAUCUGACCGAGGAGGAGGUGCUGGAGUCCUGCCACUACUGGUACUGCAACCUGGCCCUGGCCUCUCUGGGCUCCCUGUUGGUGUUUGUGGCGGUACAGGCGGCUCUGCUGGUGGCUCUCAUCGUUUUCCUGAAGAGGUUCGAAAGGCUGACAAAGGAGGCCAAGCGGACCACGGAGGAGAGUUUCACGGCCGGGGAUGGACUCAGAGAAAACGAUUAUGAGCUUUUAAAGGACAGCAGCAUCUGAGAUGAAGCCCUUAACCCUCUUUUGACCAUAAAUAUAACUGGAGUGCCUUGUAUUUUUAUCUAGUAGCUGUAAAACUGUCAAAAAAUCUGCA
Xiphophorus couchianus (Monterrey platyfish) is the source of this 852-nucleotide messenger RNA. It is a transcript of the gene gp1bb, whose product is annotated as glycoprotein Ib platelet subunit beta. The coding region runs from base 141 to 761 and encodes 206 amino acids. Lineage: Eukaryota; Metazoa; Chordata; Actinopteri; Cyprinodontiformes; Poeciliidae. The transcript is spliced from 2 exons. The record is from RefSeq and is a predicted model, not a curated record.